UAAUGGAAUUAGAUGAGUGGAGGAGAAUCGAUAUUAUAAGACAUCAUAUGGCAGCAUUAAGUUUCCUAAGAAGAAUAUCAAGUUCGGAAAUACCAACCCACACAACCCAUAAGAAUAGUAGAAACAGUUUUGCUAAUACUAGGAAUAAAGCUAGCCUGAAAAAGCAAGAUUUUGCCAUAUCCUCAAAUAGCAAAACUAAUGAAAGGGCCUCUAUGCAGAAAUUUGACAUUCAGAAAUAUGUAGAAAAUACCCAUAGAAAGAAAAUAAUCUCAAUUUGUAAAGAGUCAUUUUCUGAUAAUUUGUUCUUAUUACGUUUCAAAGCAGGAGAGCUAUAUGAAAAUGAAAUAUCAUAUGAGCGUUAUUUAGAUUUAAAUAAAGGAGGCAAUAAUUUAGUUGAUUCAAAGCACAAGCAAACACUCUCUUUGGUUUCUUGCAAUGAACAUAAAAUUGCUCCUAUCGAUGAUCUUAAAUUAAAUACCAAUGCCUAUUAUAUCAACAAUGUUAAUAAAAAUGAUUUGGUUGAUUCAAGUUGCAACAAUAAACUGAACUCAAACUCAUUUCACAAUAUAUUACAAGAGACUCAUUAUAACCUAGCUUUAUCGCCAAAAAAAUUCUUCAAAAAUGAAAUAUUUUUUAUCAAUAAUACCUUGAUGUCAGAUUCUAAGGAUGAAAAUUUGAUCGCGAGCAACAACUAUGAACUGAUUCCACUCAAUGAUCUAAAUAAACAUUUUCCCGAUUCACAGCUUUUAAAUUAUUCCGAAGAUCUCUACGAGCGCUUUUAUUCCCAAACAGGUAACACGUCAUCUUUUCUCUCAACGUCAAACAAAUUCGAAAAAGAAUGGAAGAAGAAAAUUAACGAGGAAUUCAAAAAACAAUUCCCCUCCAUAAAUAUAACCCUUACUAAAUUUAUCAGCUUGAAGCGAGAAAUGAAGAAAGUCGUCCUGACCGAUUGCAAAUUCGAUCCUAUAAUUUUGGCCUACGCGUUUUCUUAUUUCGACCAAUUGGUGACCGAGGGUUGGACCAAUAAGUACAAUCGCAAAAUGUGUUGCUCCGUAUGCAUAAUAUUUGCUUCCAAGAUGCACGACAUAAAAGGCGAACAACUUAAAGAACUUCUCGAGGAAUUAGAAAAUACUUUCAGAUUGGAUAAGAACGAGAUAUUAUCUUACGAAAUGCCAUGUCUUAUUGCCCUCAAGUUUUUGCUCCAUUUACCCCGUCAUAUAGUUAUGAUGCAUUUCGACAAAAUUAUGUCACAUGAACAUUCUAUUAUUUAAAUUAUUUUAUUGUGUCAAUUAGUAAUUUAUUUAUUUAUUUUUUACAUAUUAUUUUUCAAUAAUAAUUUUUAUAUACGAGAAUGAUUUGUUAUCCAUAAUUCAAGAUUUGUAUUUAAAAAUUCUCUCAGGAUAUCGAAUAAAUUUUUAAAAUAUUUAUUGCUAUAUUUAAUUUGUCUAAUAUUUUGUAA
This is a messenger RNA of Gordionus sp. m RMFG-2023, 1459 nucleotides long. RefSeq lists its product as uncharacterized. Bases 3 to 1271 code for a protein of 422 amino acids. NCBI's taxonomy places the organism in Eukaryota, Metazoa, Nematomorpha, Gordioida, Chordodea, Parachordodidae. The transcript has 9 exons. Gene Ontology annotation, biological process: regulation of cell cycle. The record is from RefSeq and is a predicted model, not a curated record.